Molecule: messenger RNA, 316 nt
Organism: Cariama cristata (Red-legged seriema)
Lineage: Eukaryota; Metazoa; Chordata; Aves; Cariamiformes; Cariamidae
Product: transcription factor 21-like
Exons: 1
Biological process (GO): developmental process; regulation of transcription by RNA polymerase II
Molecular function (GO): protein dimerization activity; RNA polymerase II transcription regulatory region sequence-specific DNA binding; DNA-binding transcription factor activity, RNA polymerase II-specific
Source: RefSeq, a predicted model, not a curated record
GGCAAGAGGAAAAAAGCUCCCCCCAAGAAGAGCCCUUUAAAUGGAGUGAGCCAGGAGGGAAAGCAGGUCCAGAGAAACGCUGCCAACGCCAGGGAGAGGGCCAGGAUGAGGGUCCUUAGCAAAGCCUUCUCCAGGCUUAAGACCACCCUGCCCUGGGUGCCCCCAGACACCAAGCUUUCCAAACUGGACACCUUGAGGUUGGCCUCCAGCUACAUCGCUCACCUGAGGCAGAUCCUGGCCAAUGACAAAUACGAAAACGGCUACAUCCACCCGGUCAACCUGGUAAGUCACGGCCCGCCGGGGCCAGGCACUCCGG